This is a messenger RNA of Grammomys surdaster, 8440 nucleotides long. RefSeq names its product pericentriolar material 1 (gene Pcm1). Gene Ontology annotation, biological process: centrosome cycle; cilium assembly; microtubule anchoring at centrosome. Gene Ontology annotation, cellular component: ciliary basal body; centriole; centriolar satellite. The transcript has 39 exons. The record is from RefSeq and is a predicted model, not a curated record. The coding region runs from base 152 to 6346 and encodes 2064 amino acids. NCBI's taxonomy places the organism in Eukaryota, Metazoa, Chordata, Mammalia, Rodentia, Muridae.
GGCUUUGGGCAGUCAAGGGAACUCGUGGGCCUCCCUUUACGCGGUCUUCGAGGAAGAACCGCUGCUGGUGGCGGCUCCUGGAGGAGCCGGCCGCCACUCUGCCCUUGGCAGGAGGGGCGGCUUCGUUUACAGAGAAUUAAUUAGAGCCAACAUGGCCACAGGAGGAGGUCCUUUUGAAGAAGUCAUGCAUGAUCAGGACUUGCCGAACUGGAGCAAUGACAGUGUGGAUGACCGACUCAACAAUAUGGAGUGGGGUGGCCAACAGAAGAAGGCCAAUAGAUCAUCAGAAAAGAAUAAGAGAAAGUUUGGUGUAGCAAGUGAUAAGAGGGUAACUAACGAUAUUUCUCCGGAGUCAUCACCAGGAGUUGGAAGGCGAAGAACAAAGAUUCCACAUACGUUUCCACACAGUAGAUAUAUGACUCAGAUGUCUGUUCCAGAGCAGGCAGAACUAGAGAAACUUAAACAGCGGAUAAACUUCAGUGAUUUAGAUCAGAGAAGUAUUGGAAGUGAUUCUCAAGGUAGAGCAACAGCGGCUAACAACAAACGUCAGCUUAGUGAAAACCGAAAGCCCUUCAACUUUUUGCCUAUGCAGAUUAAUACUAACAAGAGCAAGGAUGCUACUGCAAGUCUUGCAAAAAGAGAGACGACUACGUCAGCACAGUGCAAAGAGCUGUUUGCUUCUGCUCUAAGUAAUGACCUUUUGCAAAACUGUCAAGUCUCUGAAGAAGAUGGGAGAGGAGAGCCUGCAAUGGAGAGCAGCCAGAUUGUAAGCAGGCUUGUUCAAAUUCGUGACUAUAUUACUAAAGCUAGUUCUAUGCGAGAAGAUCUUGUAGAGAAAAAUGAAAGAUCUGCCAAUGUUGAGCGUCUCACUCAUCUAAUAGAGCACCUUAAAGAACAAGAAAAGUCAUAUAUGAAAUUUCUCCAGAAAAUUCUUGCUAGAGAAAAUGAGGAGGAGGAUGUUCGGACUAUAGACUCAGCUGUGGGAUCUGGUUCUGUAGCUGAGAGCACAUCGCUAAACGUAGAUGUGCAGUCUGAGGCUUCAGAUACCACGGCCAGAGAUCCUCAGCAGGAGCCUAUGGAAGAGACAGAAAAUUUGAAGAAACAACAUGAUUUAUUAAAAAGAAUGUUACAACAGCAGGAACAGCUGCGGGCUCUACAGGGCCGACAGGCUGCUCUUCUAGCUUUGCAACAUAAAGCAGAGCAAGCUAUAGCUGUGAUGGAUGAUUCUGUUGUUACAGAAACUACAGGAAGCUUAUCUGGAGUCAGCAUCACAUCCGAACUAAAUGAAGAACUGAAUGAUUUAAUUCAGCGUUUCCAUAAUCAGCUUCGUGAUUCUCAGCCUCCAGCUGUUCCAGACAACAGAAGACAGGCAGAAAGUCUUUCAUUAACUAGAGAGAUUUCUCAGAGCAGAAAUCCCUCAGUUUCUGAACAUUUACCUGAUGAGAAAGUACAGCUUUUUAGCAAAAUGAGAGUACUACAGGAAAAGAAACAGAAAAUGGACAAAUUACUUGGAGAACUUCAUAACCUUCGAGAUCAGCAUCUGAACAACUCAUCAUUUGUGCCUUCAACUUCUCUCCAAAGAAGUGGGGAUAAGAGAAGUUCAACUGUAGCUCUCUCUGCUCCUGUGGGCUUUGCAGCAGUUGUCAAUGGAGAGUCCAGUAGUCUUAUCUCGUCUGUUCCUUGUCCUGUUGCCCCUCCAGUUUCUCAGAAUGAGGGUGAAAAUGAAAGUCAUCUAAAUCCAGCUGAAAAACUACAGAAGUUAAAUGAAGUUCAAAAGAGACUGAACGAACUGAGAGAAUUAGUUCAUUACUAUGAACAAACAUCAGAUAUGAUGACAGAUGCUGUAAAUGAAAAUACAAAAGAUGAAGAAACUGAAGAGUCAGAAUAUGAUUCUGAACAUGAAAAUUCUGAACCUGUUACUAACAUUAGAAAUCCACAGGUAGCUUCCACCUGGAAUGAAGUGAAUACUAACAGUAAUACACAGUGUGGUUCUAAUAAUAGAGACGGGAGAUCAGUUAAUUCUAACUGUGAAAUUAAUAACAGAUCUGCUGCCAACAUCAGAGCUUUAAACAUGCCUCCAUUAGACUGUCGGUACAACAGAGAAGGAGAACAGAGGUUGCAUGUCGGACGUGCUGAAGAUGAGGAAGAGGAAGUAGAAGAGGAAGGAGUCAGUGGGGCUUCAUUAUCUAGUCGUAGGAGUAGUCUGGUUGAUGAAGCACCAGAAGAUGAAGAAUUUGAACAGAAGAUUAGUAGACUCAUGGCUGCAAAAGAGAAACUUAAACAGCUCCAAGAUCUUGUUGCUAUGGUGCAGGAUGAUGAUGCAACUCAAGUGGUUGUCCCUGCCGCAUCAAAUUUGGAUGAUUUCUAUGCAGCAGCAGAAGAUACCAAACAAAAUUCCAAUAAUACAAGAGAAAAUUCUAAUAAAAUAGAUACUGGAGUAAAUGAAAAAACAAGAGAGAAAUUUUAUGAGGCUAAACUACAGCAGCAACAGAGAGAACUUAAACAAUUGCAGGAGGAAAGAAAAAAAUUGAUAGAAAUUCAAGAGAAAAUUCAAGCAGUGCAAAAGGCAUGCCCGGACCUUCAGCUAUCAGCCACUAGUAUAAGUAGUGGUCCCACAAAAAAAUAUCUACCUGCUAUUACUUCAACUCCAACUGUUAAUGAGAAUGAGAGCAGUCCAAGCAAAUGUGUUAUUGAGCCUGAAGAUUCUUCAGUGGUGGAUAAUGAGUUGUGGUCAGACAUGCGAAGACAUGAAAUGUUAAGGGAAGAGCUGCGGCAGAGAAGGAAGCAACUUGAAGCUCUAAUGGCUGAACACCAGAGGAGGCAAGGUCUAGCUGAAACCUCAUCUCCAGUGGCUAUAUCAUUGAGAAGUGAUGGAUCUGAGAACCUGUGCACUCCUCAGCAAAGUAGAACAGAAAAAACAAUGGCAACUUGGGGAGGUUCUACUCAGUGUGCAUUAGAUGAAGAAGGAGAUGAAGAUGGUUAUCUCUCAGAAGGAAUUGUUCGCACAGAUGAAGAAGAAGAAGAGGAGCAGGAUGCCAGUUCCAAUGAUAACUUCCCUAUGUAUCAUCCUAGCAUGAAUCAAAAUUCUUACAAUGUAAAGGAAACCAAAACCAGGUGGAAGAACAAUCGCCCUGUUUCAGCAGAUGGAAAUUACCGUCCUUUAGCCAAGACGAGGCAGCAGAAUAUCAGCAUGCAACGACAAGAAAACCUUCGAUGGGUGUCAGAGCUCUCUUACAUAGAAGAGAAAGAACAGUGGCAAGAACAAAUUAAUCAGCUAAAGAAACAACUUGAUUUCAGUGUCAAUAUUUGUCAGACUCUGAUGCAAGACCAGCAGACUUUAUCUUGUUUGCUGCAGACUCUUCUAACAGGUCCGUAUAGUGUUCUGCCUAGCAAUGUGGCGUCCCCUCAAGUACACCUUAUCAUGCACCAGCUGAACCAAUGCUACACACAGCUAACAUGGCAGCAGAAUAAUGUCCAGAGGUUAAAACAAAUGCUAACUGAACUUAUGCGCCAACAAAAUCAGCACCCGGAUAAGCCUAGAAGCAAAGAAAGAGGCAGUAGUGCGUCACACCCCUCUUCUCCCAAUUUAUUUUGUCCUUUCAGCUUUCCAACACAGCCUGUAAAUCUGUUUAACUUGCCUGGAUUUACUAACUUUCCAUCAUUUGCACCAGGAAUGAAUUUCAGCCCUUUAUUUCCUUCUAAUUUUGGAGAUUUUUCUCAGAAUGUUUCUACACCUACUGAACAGCAGCAGCCAUUAGUUCAAAAUCCUACAGGGAAAACAGAGUAUAUGGCUUUUCCAAAACCCUUUGAAAGCAGUUCUUCUCUUGGAGCGGAAAAGCAAAGGAAUCAGAAACAGCCUGAAGAGGAAGUUGAAAACACUAAGACACCAUGGUUAUAUGAUCAAGAAGGAGGAGUAGAAAAACCAUUUUUCAAGACUGGAUUUGCAGUGUCUGUAGAGAAAGCUGCAAAUAGUAACCGCAAAAAUCCACCAGAUACAAGCAGGAGAAGGCGUCAGUUUGAUGAAGAAUCACUGGAAAGCUUUAGCAGUAUGCCUGAUCCCAUAGAUCCAACAACAGUAACUAAAACAUUUAAAACAAGAAAAGCAUCUGCACAGGCCAGCCUGGCUUCUAAAGACAAAACUCCCAAAUCAAAGAGUAAGAAGAGGAAUUCUACUCAGCUGAAAAGUAGAGUUAAAAAUGUUGGGUAUGAAAGUGCCAGUGUGUCUAGCACAUGUGAACCUUGCAAAAGUAGGAACAGACAUUCAGCCCAGACUGAAGAGCCUGUUCAAGCAAAAUUAUUCAGCAGAAAGAAUCAUGAACAGCUGGAAAAAAUAAUAAAAUAUAGUAGGUCUGCAGAAAUAUCUUCAGAAACUGGAAGUGAUUUUUCCAUGUUUGAAGCUUUACGGGAUACUAUUUAUUCCGAAGUGGCUACAUUGAUUUCUCAAAAUGAGUCUCGUCCACAUUUUCUGAUUGAACUUUUCCAUGAGCUGCAGCUACUUAACACAGACUACUUGAGACAGCGAGCUUUAUAUGCGUUGCAGGAUAUUGUGUCCAGACAUAUUUCUGAAAGUGAUGAAAAAGAAGGAGAAAAUUUAAAGUCUGUGAAUUCUGGCACUUGGGUAGCAUCAAACUCAGAACUUACUCCAAGUGAGAGCCUUGUUACUACUGAUGAUGAAACGUUUGAGAAGAACUUUGAAAGAGAAACACAUAAAGUAAAUGAACAGAAUGAUGCUGACAACGUGAGUGUCAUGUCCGUGUCCUCCAACUUUGAGCCGUUUGCAACAGACGACCUCGGUAACACUGUGAUUCACUUGGAUCAAGCAUUAGCCAGAAUGAGAGAAUAUGAACGCAUGAAGACUGAGACAGAAAGUAACUCAAAUAUGAGAUGCACUUGCAGGGUUAUUGAGGAUGAAGAUGGUGCUGCCGCCACUACCACAGUCAGUAAUUCAGAAGAAACUCCCAUUAUUGAGAAUCAGAGUUCACCACAACCUGUAAGUGACAUAUCUGCUGUCACCUGUCCUAGAAUUGAUACUCGGCAACUGGACCGUCAAAUUAAAGCAAUUAUGAAAGAAGUCAUUCCUUUUUUGAAGGAGCACAUGGAUGAAGUAUGUUCUUCUCAACUUCUCACUUCAGUAAGACGUAUGGUUUUGACUCUUACUCAACAGAAUGAUGAGAGCAAAGAGUUUGUGAAGUUCUUUCAUAAACAACUAGGAAGUAUAUUGCAGGAUUCACUAGCAAAAUUUGCAGGCAGAAAACUGAAAGACUGUGGAGAAGAUCUUCUUGUGGAGAUAUCUGAAGUGUUGUUUAAUGAAUUGGCUUUCUUUAAGCUCAUGCAAGAUCUGGAUAAUAAUAGCAUAGCUGUUAAGCAGAGAUGCAAGAAGAAAAUUGAAGCGGCUGGAGUAAUACAGUCUUAUGCAAAAGAGGCCAAAAGGAUUCUUGAAGGAGAUCACGGCUCACCUGCUGGAGAAAUUGAUGAUGAAGACAAAGACAAGGAUGAGACUGAAACUGUUAAGCAGACUCAGACUUCAGAUGUAUAUGAUGCUAAAGGUCCCAAAAAUGUAAGAUCUGAUGUUUCUGAUCAAGAGGAAGAUGAAGAAAGUGAACGGUGUCCAGUGUCUAUUAAUCUAUCUAAAGCUGAAAGUCAGGCUUUAACUAAUUAUGGAAGUGGAGAAGAUGAGAAUGAGGAUGAAGAAAUGGAAGACUUUGAAGAGAGUCCCGUAGACGUCCAGACUUCACUUCAGGCUAACACUGAAACGACAGAAGAAAAUGAACAUGACAGUCAGGUUCUGCAACAUGAUCUUGAAAAAACACCAGAAAGUACAAAUGUACCAUCAGACCAAGAAGCAACUAGUAAGAAUGAUCAAGACAGCUCUCCUGUGAAACCUUGUUAUCUCAAUAUCUUGGAAAAUGAACAACAUUUAAAUAGUGCUAUCCAUAAGGACUCAGUCACUACUACUGAUUCAUCUAAACAGCCUGGCCCUGUGCCGUUACCCUUGACUGCAAAUGAAACCUUAGUGCCUAGAGUCAAAGAAGUUAAAUCUGCUCAGGAAACUCCAGAGAGCUCUCUGGCUGGAAGUCCUGAUACCGAAUCUCCAGUGUUAGUGAAUGACUAUGAAGCAGAAUCUGGUAACAUAAGUCAAAAGUCUGAUGAAGAAGACUUUGUGAAAGUUGAGGAUUUGCCGCUCAAACUGACAGUUUAUUCAGAGGAAGAGCUGAGGAAGAAAAUGAUAGAAGAAGAACAGAAAAACCAUUUAUCUGGUGAAAUAUGUGAAAUGCAGACUGAAGAAUUAGCUGGAAAUUCUCAGAUACUCAAAGAACCUGAAACAGUGGGAGCCCAGAGUAUAUGAAAUGUCUUCAGAGACUCAUCUCUCUUACAUAGUCAGCACAUUAAAAAAAAAAGACACUAAAUAAACAUUUGUUUUGAUCUGUAUAAAAUGUAAAUUAGUUUGACACUGCAUUUUUGAUGGGUGUGCUAAUUUCUGCCCAUGGCAGUUAAAAACAUUUAGAAUCUGAAUCCUGCACAGAUUCAAACCUUGACACACUGUGGGAUUUUUCUUUUGCUUUUAUUAUUAUUUUUUCUUAUGAUCUUGCCCCCACCCCUCAUUGUGACAUUUGGUGUGUUAACUUUAAAAUGUAGUUUUAAAUAAAGUUUGAAACUUAUCUGUAAAGUAUGCUUUUGGAAAAUUUUUGUUGAAUUUUAUGCAGCAAAUUGUUGUUUUAUGUAACAACACUAUUCAGAAACAGCAGUGGUCAAGAAUUUGAGAAAUUCUUACUUCUUCUGAUUCUUACUUAUUCUAAAGCUCUGCCCUAGACCAGUCUUCCAAAUAAUGUCAGUGCUGCUGCUGUUGGGUCUGAUGUUCUUAUAGUUCCUGCUUCUGUGUAAGAAUAAAGCAGAUUAUAAAGGUAACCAGGGAUCUGAGUGGUCUUAGAACAUGUUAACAACUCAGACUGUGUACAGAGUUUCGACACUGUUAGUAACUAGAACUUAACAAAAUUAUCUAUUAGAUUAAUAUUUUUCAGAAUUGAAAAUCCUGUUUUAUGUUGCCUCAUUCUAAAUAUUUAAAAAAAAAAGCUUUAUAUGUAUUUCUGUACAGGCAAGUAUCAUUCUAAUUAAUUUAAAAUUAAAAAAACAAGUUAGGAUAAACAGAGCUAAAUUUAUGUAACAAACAUUAAGAUUUUUAAUGCUUAUAGACAAACAUGCCUUUUGAGAUGAUAAUUUAAAACCAAAGCCUAAUAGUUGUUUUUGUGUGUUUUGAGAGAGAAGCAAGUUUAAGUGUUCCAUGAGUUGUCCAUCAUUAAGUAAACCAACUUUUAAAGAGUGCUUUGCCUUCUGAUUCUCUGUAUACUUACCAUCUCUCGUAAUAUUGCAGAGCCAGUCAACGAUGAAUAUGUCAAUCUUGGAGACUUUUACUUGAAAAAGUAGUAGUGUGAAGGACUAAUUGUUCAUUCCAAGUAUUUGCUUAAAUUUUUAAGUAGUUGUCUGUAAUACUCUAUAAGAACUUAUUUGAUAUUCCUUUAAAAUUCUCACUUGCAGCUGGGCAGUAGUGACACUUGCCUUUAAUCCCAGCACUCCAGAGGCAGAAGCUGGUUGAGCUCUGAGUUUGAGGCCAGCCUGGUCUAGAGAUUGAAUUCAGCCAAUGUUGCAUAAAGAAAUCAAGUCUCGCAAACCAAAAUAAAUACUAAGAUUAUCACUUACUUGAUAGCUUAAUAUAAAUGUCCAGUCAGUAAAUAACAAAUGAUGAAUUUUUUCUGAGGACUUUUAUUGUAUUGUUACUUAAUUUAAAUUAGAACCAGAUUUCUCAAACUUCAUUAAAAUUUAUUUGCAAAACUUCUAAUCCAGAAUUUACCCAGUUGGAUAGACUUCAGGGACAUUAGACCAGUAAUUUAUAUUAUAUGUACAAACAUGUUGUGUCUUUUCUAGGCUCAAAACAAGAGACUUCAUUUUAAUCCUCAAGCCAGGCCUUACAUACUGCAGCGCGCUCCCCCUCCCUUUCCUGCUCUCUCUGCAUGUAUCCAGUGGAUGGGCUGUAUUUAAUGUUAGCUACUACCAUAGCACCUGUGAGCUCUGUCAAACAAGUUUAUCUGACUUAUGUUCUACCUGCUGUCUAUAUCUAGCUCGUUGUUUUCAUGUUUUAGUGAGUAAUUUAGUUUUAAUAUACCCAGAGAUUGGGAACAAGCAAUGUGUGUAACAUGUUUGUUCUAGUAAGUAUUGUUCAGAAGGAAGUUAAAGUAUUUCUGUUUGUAUUAAUUUUAAGUUAAAACUUUGGUUAGUGAUAGAGGGAGAAAAAAAAAAUCCCAAUAAAUAAGAUACAACUCUAUGUAGAUGGAGAUAAUGCUACCAUAAUAAACUACCCAGACUGUGGAGGAGGUACUCUGUAUUUUGUAACAUUCACUUUGGGUAAAUGCUUUUUCACUGUUAAUAAAUAUAUAUCCUACAUAAA